AUGUGGUUGACGCCUUUAAGGACUGUGAUUUCAUGUCGCUAUAUUCAGCAUGAUGAAAAGUUUUUCAUCAGCAUGAACGUGAGUAAAAAGAAAGGAGAUGGGGAUAUACUGAAGGAUCUUAUGAAAACUGCAGGCACCGCCAAGUUAUCCUUUGGAACAUCUACUCUUCUUGAGAUUCAGGCUUCAUCUCCAAUGGGUUUGGGUGUGAGGAUCCCCACGGUGACACUGCACAUGACCGAACUGUUUGACCCAACUGUAGAGCAGCUGUACAGCAUCUUCACUGUGAAAGAUCUGGUGCAGAAAUUUUCUAAAUCUCUUGCUAUAUUAGAAGCUGAAAAAGGAGGGACAUUCCAAAUGUUUGAUGGGAAAAUCACCGGCGAAUAUGUAGAAUUGUUGACAAAUAAAAAGAUCGUCAUGAAAUGGAGAUAUAGGAACUGGCCAGAAGAACACCAUGCGACAGUUGCACUGAAUUUUGUGCCUACUCCAGGGCAAACGGAAUUGCAGUUGGACUGUAAAGGAGUUCCUGUUUGUAAAGAAGAGGGCAUGAAAUCCUGUUGGCAGAAGCAGCAUUUUGAAGAAAUAAAAUGUUUAGUGAAGCUGACUACCCUAAAUGGUUGAAUUAGUUAGAAGAUUUUGUAAGUCUACCUCUUCUCAAUCCUUUUAAAAAAGAAAACACCCUUAAUUUAUAUUGGAUGAAAUCCAUGACCUCUUACAGAAUUCAAAACAUUGUUUGAAUCUUUACUACGCUUGGACUCUCAUUGGGUUAAAAGUAGCAAGCAAUGUGGAAAUUAGGUAUUAACCUUACCUCCCAUAGAUGCUCCUCUGGGAACAGAUUGAGCCUCUGAGUACAGAUAGUUGAAGUUUCCCACUAAAGCUUGUCCUGGCAAGCCACUCUGUAGUUUUAGUUCAGGAAGACAAAAAAGUAAGUGGCAUGUCGAUACUUUUCCUUUAUUUCACUUCAGGGUUUUAAGGUCUGGAGCUCUUUAGGUAGCAUAGCAGCCAUGUGUUCAGAAGCAUGUUGGAGUGAGGUGCCUUGGGCCUUGUCAUCAGGCUACUCCCCACAGUGGUUAUGCACUCCAGGCGGAGGACUGACAGGCUGUGGGGCAGCUUACGUUCUGGAUCGCCGCCAGCACUAAGGAAAUAGAGUAUAAUGGAGAAAUGCUUCCCUCCCGCUCAGUGUCCUCAUUACUUUCAUCUGAGAAGACUAAAGCAAUGUUAAAUGUAAACAAAUGAAAAGUCAUCACAAUCAGUUUAAUUAAGUGCACAGAAUAGCAAUCAAUCAGUCAUGUCAAUAAAAAUAAAACAAUUAUUUUUA
Molecule: messenger RNA, 1315 nt
Organism: Panthera uncia (snow leopard)
Lineage: Eukaryota; Metazoa; Chordata; Mammalia; Carnivora; Felidae
Product: activator of 90 kDa heat shock protein ATPase homolog 2-like
Exons: 6
Coding region: 1-618 (205 amino acids)
Source: RefSeq, a predicted model, not a curated record